Molecule: messenger RNA, 2423 nt
Organism: Stegastes partitus (bicolor damselfish)
Lineage: Eukaryota; Metazoa; Chordata; Actinopteri; Pomacentridae
Product: calcium-binding mitochondrial carrier protein SCaMC-1-like
Exons: 11
Coding region: 70-1542 (490 amino acids)
Biological process (GO): transmembrane transport
Molecular function (GO): calcium ion binding
Source: RefSeq, a predicted model, not a curated record
AUCCUCUGCAGCCGACAUGGGCGGCGGGUCGGUCCGCAGAUAGACACCGCGACUGACUGUCGACCUGUUAUGGGACCCAGACGGACUUGGCUCCUCUGGGCUCACUGCCAGGAUGGUGAAUCCUCUGGUCCAGACCAGGACAGGAAGAAGCGCUGGGCCGAGCUGUUUGACCAGCUGGACAUCAACAAAGAUGGACGCAUUGACAUCCGUGAGCUGCGGACAGGACUGGCGGGACGAGGGCUUUCCAGAGGCUCCUUGGAGAGGAUCGUGGAGGCUGGAGACACCAACCAGGACGGAGUGCUGGACUUUGAAGAGUUCACACAGUAUCUUCAGGCCCAUGAAAAGCAGCUUAAACUCAUGUUUCGCAGGCUGGAUAGGAACAAUGAUGGUGAGAUCGAUGUAGCAGAGAUUCAGCACUGUCUGCGCUCAAUUGGUUUGAACGUCAGCCUGGAAGAUGCCACCAGGAUUUUACUGAGUAUGGACAAGGACGGCACCAUGACCAUCGACUGGAAUGAGUGGCGAGACUACUUCCUGUUUAACCCCAUCACUAACAUGGAGGAGGUGGCGCGCUACUGGAAACGCUCAAUGAUGUUGGACAUCGGUGAGCAGCUGACAGUCCCAGAUGAAUUCACAGAGGAGGAGAAGAAGUCCGGCUAUGUGUGGCGGCAGCUGAUGGCCGGAGCUUUGGCCGGAUCCGUAUCUCGGACUGGAACUGCUCCUUUAGACCGCAUCAAAGUCUUCAGGCAGGUACACGGCUCAUCUGAUUUUAAGGGGAAUGUGGUGAGCAGCUUUCAGUACAUGGUGAAAGAGGGAGGACUGCAGUCGCUGUGGAGGGGCAACGGAAUCAAUGUUCUAAAAAUUGCCCCCGAGACGGCUAUAAAGUUCACAGCUUAUGAAAAGAUCAAGAGCAUGAUGCGUGGCAGUAAUGAAGCAAGAACUCUGAGGGUUCAUGAGAGGUUUGUCGCCGGCUCUUUGGCAGGAGCAACAGCUCAGACGGCCAUUUAUCCAAUGGAGGUGCUGAAGACUCGACUCACACUGAGAAAAACAGGUCAAUACUCAGGAAUGGCAGAUUGUGUCAAGCAGAUCCUGCAGCGGGAAGGUGUCGCAGCCUUCUACAAGGGCUACGUACCAAACCUGCUGGGUAUUGUGCCGUACGCUGGCAUCGACCUGGCCGUCUACGAGAGUCUGAAGUUUGCUUGGCUGAACAGGAACAGAGGUCUGGCCGAUCCUGGGAUCAUGGUGCUGGUCGGGUGUGGUGCCGUCUCCAGCACAUGUGGACAGCUGGCAAGUUACCCACUGGCGCUGAUCCGCACCCGAAUGCAGGCACAAGCUUCAGUGAAAGGAGCCCCUAAACUCUCCAUGUUGGCUUUGAUCCGCAACAUUGUGACCAAGGAGGGCAUUGCCGGACUUUAUCGAGGAAUUUCCCCCAACCUGCUGAAAGUUGUCCCUGCUGUCAGCGUGUCCUACGUCGCCUACGAGUACACGAGGAUAAUGCUGGGAGUGGACAUCGAGGGUAGGAGGGGAGGAAAGGGGAAAGGGUAGCAAGAGGUUUGGGGUGGCUUUCAUGGCAAGCAUGCACAGAUCUGCUGGCAGCGCAUGAAUGAGGACAUGGGCCUUGACUGUGGAUGUUCCUGAGACUGCACUGGUUUCCAAGAUGAGGAUGACAUAAAAACAACAAAUAAAUGUUAUAUAUAGAGUUAUAUAUGAACUGGCAGCUGCUGGAGAGGAUCAAGUGUGAUAUAUUGGUUUUGAGUGCAUGCCAGCAGUUGUGUGAAAGCUAACCAAGCAGCAUCUUGCACUUGCAGUGACUUGGAAUGAUGAAGAUUUGCAUGAACUUGCCUGAGAACAGUGUACCCAAUCUUGGAAGCUAUGUUACAUUCCUACAGCAUUAUCUUUUCUCCCAGGUGGGAUUUAGAGAAGAUAGAGGACUGAUCCAGUGUACUGUUUUGUAAGUGAGAGGAACCUGAAGGUGCCGCACAUCCACGUGAAGUUCCAGAGUCGGGACUUUGAUUGAAAUGUCUUAAAAUAAUGCUAAAGUAGAGCGGCAGUCAUCAAAGAUAGUUACUGAACUUUGUUCCUGGAGGAGAUGGAGGAGAAAAGAGGAGAAGACACGUUCAACUGUCUCUUUCCUGGAAGGAUUACUACUAAGUAAAGCGCACCGAAAAACUUCACAUUUUACAGGUGAAAAGCUGCCAAAGCUGCAUCAAGAAGCUCAGAGGAUUAAUAGUAACCACCUCUGCAACAUGUGUGUCAUCAGUGUUCACUACAUGGUCCAGUACCACGCAGUAUUUAUAUAAACACUCUGGUAAAGAGGUAACUUUGUAUCACAACUACUGUAUGUGAAAUAUAUUUAAUGCCAAUGAACACUUUUGAUCGUCAGUAUUUAUGGGCAAAUAAAUGCAUGCACGGUGCUGCUUUUCUUA